UGUUGUCGACCUCUUCGCACGCUCGUACGGUAUCGGACUCGGUUGAUCCGAUCGCGUCCUUCAAACAGUCAGUGAAAUGAAGUUCAUGAAACUUUCAAACUGCUAUAAAAGUUGUAAAAAACGGUCAAAUAUGGAAUGUCAUAUGUUGUAGGUAAUAAAUUAUGUUAGUAUUGUCGAAAACAGUUUAAAACAAUAGAAAUUCCGUGUAACAUUACUUAUAAAUGGCACACAAAAGUUGAGUGAACCUGUGAGUAAUCUGGUACCUUGUUCUCAUACCUUGUACAGUGGUUUCGCGUCGAACAAAUCCUACAGGUGUUAUGUGAAUGUUGUGGCUGCCGUGGUCCUAGCAACCAGUUCAAAAUGGAUUGUAGUUGGUUCUUUAACGUAAACCAGUGAAAUCUGUAAUGUAAACGGUGGUAACGAAGAACACUAAAUAACGUGUCAUGGAAGAAUUGGAACGGUUGUUCAAGAUGUGUGCUUCGAAAGUUUGGGGAAGCUUGGUGAUAUUCAUCAUGAUCUCCACGUGCAAUCUCACAGCAUCUGUGGACAAUAUAGUACAAAUGCAACCACCGAGAUUUAGUAUGCAGCCAUCUUCAUCAAAUAGCAUAGUCAGAGAAGGAACGACAAAGAUACUACAAUGUUCUGCAAAAGGUAUACCUCAACCCAUGUAUAGAUGGUUGAAGAAUGGAGUACCUCUCGGUGACUUCUCUUCAGAGUUAUUCUACAAAAUUCAUAACACGCAGCGGCUAGACGCAGGGGCGUACCAGUGUAUAGCCAAGAACGACGUCGGUGCAAUUUUCAGUGAAAAGAACAACAUUGUAGUAGCCUACAUGGGUCUGUUUGAGAACACCAUGGAGACGGUAGUGACGGUGGAGUCGGGGAGGGCUGCAAUCCUGGAGUUCCCUCACAUCGAGUCCGAACCAGCACCUACCGUUACAUGGCAGGAUGAAAACGGACAUCUUCGCUACGAUCAGAAAUACGCUGUCACAGACAAACACCACCUCGUCAUCCUAUGUGCGUCGCGUGAGGAUGACCGCGCUUACAGAGUAAGAGCCAUUAACAGCCAACUAGGUAAAGUUGAAAACAGUCCAUACAUCAAACUAAACGUUUACGGCGACGACGACAAAGAAAUCCCACCGGAAAUCAUAAUAAAGCCGCAAGACACAAAAAUAAUAAAAGGUCAAGAAUAUACGAACUUGUAUUGUGUGGCUAAUGCGAGGCCACUACACGAAUUGGAAACAUUGUGGUUCAAAGAUGGGAUAAUGAUUGAGCUGGCUGGAAUCAAUUACGAUUUGACAGAUCAGUGGAAUAGAACAUUGAGCCUUAUAUCGGCUAAUUUGACUCACACGGGCCAAUACACGUGCCAAGCGAGAUUGAAGACUGGAGGGUUCGCGACGGUGACCGCGUCGGCUUCUGUUACUGUGUUUGAAAAGCCAAUAUAUCUCUCUAAUUUGAAGUCUGAAACGUUCGGAGAAUUCGGUAGCAGUGUAGUUUUAGAGUGCAAUGUCCAAGGCAUACCAUUGCCUGGGAUAACCUGGUAUAAAGAUGCGAGGAAGAUAGCUAGUGUGGGCGCCGAUGCCGGUGAACCUGAUAGCAUAGACGUCGACGACGGAGCCGGCCGGUACAGGGUCGAGGUGGACCGCUCGCUGCUCAUCAAAGACCUAAAAAUGGAAGACAUGGGCAUAUACCAAUGCAUCGCAACCAACGAAGCAGGAGAGUCGUCUAUUUACACAUGGUUACGAAUUAAAACGUCUCCGCCGGUAAUGCAGACCCCGCCGGCCAACCUGACCGUGCUAGACGGCAAGGACGCCACCAUCGCCUGCCGCGCCGUCGGAGCCCCCACCCCUAACGUCACCUGGUACUUCAACGAUUCCCUCAUAAUAAAUUUGUCGGCGAGGUUGCAAGCUUUGGAUGAAGGAGACCUCUUAAUCACCGGCACUACUACUGCGGAUAGCGGGAAAUAUACCUGUGUCCGCGCCAACGACGCGGGCAACGUUACGGGGGAGGCGUUCCUUACUGUACUCGUGAGAACACAAAUUAUUGCUCCACCAGUGGAUACGCGCGUAUUACUGGGUCACACGGCCACGUUACAGUGUAAAGUUUCCAAUGACCCGAACGUCAAAUACAACAUCGAUUGGUUCCACAAUAAACAGCCUAUGACAGCUGGUUCUCGAGUAUGGGUGACUGCUGAAGGGGCGUUGCAAGUGCAAGCUGUGCGAGCGAGUGACGCGGGCGAGUACACGUGUGUAGUGACGUCACCCGGCGGGAAUCACACAAGGAGCGCUGUGCUCUCUGUCAUCGAACUACCCUUCGCACCGACCAAUGUGCGCGCAGAGAGGUUGGAUGCGACCCCGCAGCGCGCUGUUAACGUGUCCUGGACACCCGGCUUUGACGGAAACUCGCCUAUUCAGAAGUUCAUCGUCCAAAGAAGAGUUGUGCCUGAAUUUGGCCCAAUACCAGACCCGCUUCUGAACUGGGUCACGGAGCCAAUGAAUGUAUCGGCGAACCAGCGCUGGGUGUUGCUAACCAGUUUGAAGGCAGCGACUUCUUAUCAGUUCCGGGUGUCAGCGGUGAACACAGUCGGGGAAGGCCCGGCUUCGGAUCCCACAGACGUACUUACUUUGCCGCAAGAAGCUCCGUCGGGCCCUCCGGUAGGGUUUAUGGCCUCGGCUCGUUCCUCCUCCGAAAUAAUUACCCAAUGGCAACCGCCUCUUGAGGAACACAGAAAUGGCCAUAUUCUCGGAUACGUCAUCAGAUAUCGGCUGAAGGGCUACGACAAUAGCCCGUGGACGUAUCAGAACAUCACCAAUGAAGCUCAAAGAAACUAUCUCAUUCAAGAUUUAAUCACCUGGAAGGAUUACAACGUCCAAAUCGCUUCGUACAACGAUAAAGGCGUAGGGGUGUUUUCGGAUAGUUAUACGAUAAAAACAAAGGAAGGUGUCCCUGAAGCAGCGCCCGACAGUGUCCGAUGUGAACCACACAACUCCACCUCCAUCACGGUGUGGUGGACGCCGCCGAACCCGCAGAAAAUAAACGGAAUCAAUCAGGGUUAUAAAAUUCAAGCGUGGCGUUGGGAUGAAAAUGAAGGCGAAAAUGUCGAGCAGAAAUUAGUUAGUGUGCCGCCCAACCUGCUGGAUCCACUUACUGAACAAUCGUCUAUUAUUAGUGGCCUGGAAAAGUUCACGGAGUAUAACAUAUCCGUUUUAUGCUUCACGGAACCCGGUGACGGUCCGCGCAGCGACUUCGUACUGGUCCGAACUAAAGAAGAUAUUCCAGACGAAAUAUCGAACCUACAGUUUGACGACAUAUCUGACCGUGCGGUUAGAGUAUCUUGGUCUCCGCCUAAGAAGUCUAACGGAGUGCUAAUCAGUUACAAGUUGACUUAUCAAAUCAAAGACAGCGAGGAUUCAGUAAAGGAAGAAGUAUUGCCGCCGAACGUUACGAGCAUCAAAGUCGAACAUUUACAGGCAAGUACCCACUACAUAUUCUGGCUUUGCGCUAUGACGACGGUGGGCGAGGGCCCGGCGAGGUCCGCUACCAUCCAGUCGGGGGUAGAACCAGUUCUCCCGGACGCCCCUAGGAACCUCGCAUUGUCCAACAUAGACGCCUUCUCCGUGCUACUGCAGUUCACGCCAGGCUUCGAUGGCAACUCUUCCAUAUCGCUGUGGACUGUACAGGCUCAAACCGCGCGGAACUCAUCAUGGGUGACAAUCUACGAAGUGAGCGCUCCGGACGCUCAAUCCAUCCAUGUGACUGGGCUGGUUCCCUUCACGACGUACCGGCUGCGGUUGGUAGCCACCAACGUGGUAGGGUCGUCGACGCCAUCCGAGCCGUGCAAAGAGUUCCAGACCAUUCAAGCGCCGCCGCAGCACCCGCCGAGGAACGUCACCGUCAGAGCUGUCAGUGCUACCAACUUGCGUGUGCGGUGGAUUCCUCUACAACAGAGCGAAUGGUACGGCAAUCCCAAAGGGUACAACAUAACGUAUGCGAGGAGUGGCACCAACGAGACCCAGUUCAGCAUUAUCGACGACCACACUGCCAAUUCGCACGUCCUAUCCAAUUUGGAAGAGUGGUCUCUCUACGAGAUACGAAUGACGGCUAUAAACGAAGUCGGCACUUCUGCAGAGAGUCCUACUGCUACCGAACGGACUAGAGAAGCUGUACCAUCACGCGGACCAGCGAAGGUAUCGGCGAACGCGACAUCCUCCACAACAGUAGUGGUCUCUUGGGGUGACAUUCCAGUGCAAGACCAGAACGGUCUAAUCGAGGGGUACAAAGUGUGCUACGCAGCCGUAGCCCCGCCGCCGCGGCCCGAACACAAGAAGGUGGAAUGCCAAGCCAUACCUUCCAACCAGACGCACACCAUCACACUGACUGAGUUGAGGAAAUACGUGGUCUAUCAGAUACAAGUUCUCGGUUACACUAGACUAGGAGACGGUACGCUGAGCGACCCUCCCAUCUCGGUUAGAACGUUUGAAGACACACCCGGCCCACCGUCCAACGUAUCGUUCCCGGACGUAACGUUCACGACAGCGCGGAUAAUAUGGGACGUCCCGGAAGAUCCCAACGGCGAGAUAUUGGCAUACAAAGUUACAUAUCACCUCAACAGUUCCAGUCAACACAUGUUUUCUAGAGAAUUCGAACCUAUUGAUAGGACUUUCAGGGCCACAGAGCUGGCGUCGGAGCGCUACUACCUGUUCUCGGUGACGGCGCAGACGCGGCUGGGCUGGGGCGCCACGGCGCGCGCGCUGGUGCUGAGCACCGUCAACCGCGCCGCGCCCGCGCCGCCCGCGCGCCCGCUCGUGCAGCGCUCGCUGCUGCAGCCGCACCACAUCACCUUCUCCUGGACGCCUGGCGACGACGGCUACGCGCCGCUCAGGUACUACACAGUACAGCAAAAGGAGGAUGGCGGUACGUGGCAGACUAUACCGGAGCGCGUGGACCCGUUCGCGACAUCUUACACCGUGGAGAACCUCAAGCCGUAUACCGCUUACCAGUUCCGCAUCCGAGCCACCAACGACAUCGGGCCGAGUCGAUACAGCAACGCCACUGAGACUGUCCGCACUUUGCCUGCAGCGCCAAGUAAAGCCGUGGAAGGACUCCACGUGGUACCUAUAACGCCGAGCAGCGUCCGCGUUCAAUGGACUCCUCUUGGAGACCAAUACUGGAGUGGAGACACCCGCACUGGAGGCUACAGAGUCUUCUACCAGCCGCUCGCUGACUUCCCCACGCCGCUACAGCAGAAUAUGAAGCAGGAAGUGCCGGGCAUAAAGAGCGAAGAAGUAGUGCUAACAGAUUUAGCACUGGACCGCAACUACGAGAUCGGCGUGUGCGCAGUGAACUCGCAGGGCGCGGGCCCGAGCGGCACGCCGGCCGUGGUGUGGGUGGGCGAGGCCGUGCCCACGGCGCCGCCGCGGGACGUGGCCGCUGAGCCGCUGUCGCCCACCGAGGUCACGCUCAAGUGGAAGCCGCCGCUACUCGCGCAGCAAAACGGAGAUUUGCUCGGAUACAAGAUAUUCUACCUGAUGACGGAGUCCCCUGAAGAGCCUGAGCCGGGGCGCCGCAACGAGGAAGAGAUAGAGGUCGUCCCCGCCACAGCUACGUCGCAUUCGCUCGUGUUUCUGGACAAGUUCACGCAGUACCGCAUCCAGAUGUUAGCAUUCAACCCGGCUGGCGACGGGCCGCGGUCGAGCCCGAUCCUGGUCCGCACGCACCAGGGCCUGCCGUCUGCGCCGCGCAAUAUCACCUUCACUGACAUCACCAUGAACAGCCUCGUCGUCGAGUGGGAGGCGCCGCACCGGCGCAACGGCCUCAUACAGUCCUACCUCGUCACCUACGAGACCAUAGAGCAAGAUGAACGUUUCAGCAAGCAAGUGAAGCAGAAGGUGACGGAGCGGCACCUAGCCGUGGGCGGGCUGGAGGAGGAGGUGGAGUACCGGUUCACGGUGCGCGGCGUGACGCUGGCGCCGGGCGGCGCGGCGGCGGCGCGCGUGCGCACGGGCCCGCAGGCCGGCUCGCCCAGCGCGCCGCGCGACCUGCGGCUCACGCCCGCGCCCGCCGCGCUGCAGCUGCGCUGGACCAACGCGCCCUCCGGCAAGGGGCCGCUGCUCGGGUACUACAUCGAAGCACGGAAAAAAGCCAAGGAAACAUGGCAAGCCUAUGACUCAAGAUGGGAGACGGUAACGCGAACCAGCAACGGAAUGCUCGAAGAGUUCACGAUAUCGUACCAGAGCCUGUUGCCUUCCACCACGUACUCACUCCGAGUGAUAGCGUACAACAAGUACGGCAUCAGCAACCCGACAUACAGCGACAAUACGAUCGUCACGCCUUCCAAGCUGUACCUAGAGUACGGAUUUUUGCAGUACCAGCCCUUCUACCGCCGCACCUGGUUCAUGGUGGCACUGGCCGCCGCCUCUAUCAUCAUCAUCAUAAUGGUCAUCGCGAUACUCUGCGUCAAGAGCAAGAGUUAUAAAUAUAAAAAAGAAGCACAGAAGACUCUCGAAGAGUCGCUAGCGGGAGAGACGGACGAACGCGGGUCGCUGGCCAUGGACCUGUACCGCUCGCGGCAGAACUCUGUGGCUAGCGCAGGCGCCCUGGGCGGCGGCGGCGGCGCGGCCACGCUGCGGCGCGGCAAGGCGGCGCCGGCACUCGGCAAGUCCCCGCCGCGGCCCUCGCCCGCCUCCGUCGCCUACCACAGCGACGAAGAGAGCCUGCGCGCCUACGACGAGAACCCCGACGACUCCUCCCUCACCGAGAAACCCUCCGAGAUGAGCUCCUCCGACUCACAGAAUUCCGAGAGUGAAAAUGAGAGUGUGCGGUCAGAGCCGCAUUCGUUUGUGAAUCACUACGCCAACGUGAAUGACACGCUGCGGCAGUCGUGGAAGCGGCAGCGGCCCGUGCGUAAUUACUCCAGCUACACGGACUCGGAGCCCGAGGGCAGCGCCGUCGUCAGCCUCAACGGCGGGCAGAUCGUCAUGAACAACAUGGCGCGCUCGCGAGCGCCCCUCCCAGGGUUCUCAUCGUUUGUAUGACAAGCUCCCACGCAAGCCGUGCACAUGUAACUUACACUGCCCAUUCCUAUUAUAUGUGCUAAUUAUAGUCUCUGAUAUUGUUCUCAGAGGUAUGAACCUACGCGGUAGGAAACAUAACCAGCACAUAUUCUAAUGUAAAUACAUAUCAAGCUUUACGAUAGGUAGUUGAAAUUAGUGAUUCUAGAUAAAUCGUAAUUAAUCUAGUUAAUCAAUUCGAAAUGAAAUUGUUAUUCUACAGCACAGAUCAUAAGUGUCUCACACUCGUAAAUCUGUGCCUAUGACCAAUGUUAUUUAAGAUAAUUUGCCGUUGUUGCGAAGUAUGAGAUCUCGUUAUGUAUGAAUAAAAUUUCAAAUAAAUAUAGGUAAUCAUGUAUUUAGAUGAACGUAUUGUAUCUUCGAAAUAAUAACUAGUAUCAGGAAAAAAUACAAACUAUAAUGUACCUUAACCGGAAAGCAAGCCGAACUUACGAUAAUUCUGAUAAAUAUUAUAAUAUAAUUAUGUUGUUCUAAGGCUUUAGCUUCAUUGCCAUAUAAUGUAUUGAAAGUUAUUUAUAAACCUUACAUACAGCAUUGUUAUGAUAUAUGAAUUAAGUACUAUAUUUAUAAUAAGCAUGUAGUUGUUAAUUGACCGUAGACGAAAUAACGUGAAUUCAUUACUUCCUGGAUAGCACUUUUAUACUAUUACAGAAAAAUAAAACUCAUUUAAAUUUGAUCCAAUGACAAAACAAUAAAUUAGUAUCAAUGUAAGUACUUAAAUUGUUUUACCAGUUUUGUACAUAAUAACAGUUAUAAUUUUCAUAACAGUAUUGUUUUAGCUAUUUUAGUCAUUUAUUACAAUAAGUGAACAAGACUUAAAUUUGCUAUUGCAUAAUUUAACAUUUUAUAUUUUAUGAAUAUAACUUGCAAUUGACUGAUAGUUUUAGAUUAUAACUCCUGUUUAUUGAUGUAAAUAGUAGUAUUAGUUACAUAAGAAAAGGCAUGCAUUUAAUUUGAACAAGCUUAAAUUUGGCACAACUAUUUCAAAAAACUGUGAUUUAUUGUAACUUUCAAUAACUCUUAAUAGAUAUUAAAGUAUACCUACUUAUCCUUUAUAUUAAGUAGUAAUAGAUAUUCUUGUAGAGAAUAUAGUAUGGAACACCGAAUAAAUAUUAAAGCAAUAAAGUAAAUAUAAGAUGCACUUUCCAUAAUAAUGAAGUUCAGUUUAUAUUUUGGAUUUCACUUUUUUGUAUACCUAAGGUUCUACUACGAAUUUUUUACACUCGAAAAUCAGUAGAAUUUUUUAUUAAUCAGGUGCCAUUGACUUUUUGUCUAAAACUUUGUCAUGAAGGUCACUCAAAUUGAAAUACAAUUGUUAUAAUCUUAUAUUUAGACAAAUAUUUUAAUUAAUACAUCCUUUAAUUGA
Pectinophora gossypiella (pink bollworm) is the source of this 8433-nucleotide messenger RNA. It is a transcript of the gene sdk, whose product is annotated as protein sidekick. Gene Ontology annotation, molecular function: protein binding. Gene Ontology annotation, cellular component: axon; plasma membrane. NCBI's taxonomy places the organism in Eukaryota, Metazoa, Arthropoda, Insecta, Lepidoptera, Gelechiidae. The transcript is spliced from 29 exons. The record is from RefSeq and is a predicted model, not a curated record. Gene Ontology annotation, biological process: cell-cell adhesion; axon guidance. Bases 444 to 7031 code for a protein of 2195 amino acids.